Nicotiana attenuata is the source of this 963-nucleotide messenger RNA. RefSeq names its product ATP-dependent DNA helicase PIF2-like. The record is from RefSeq and is a predicted model, not a curated record. Lineage: Eukaryota; Viridiplantae; Streptophyta; Magnoliopsida; Solanales; Solanaceae. The transcript has a single exon. The coding region runs from base 1 to 963 and encodes 320 amino acids. Gene Ontology annotation, biological process: DNA repair; telomere maintenance. Gene Ontology annotation, molecular function: DNA helicase activity.
AUGAUUCUUGACAGAAUAUUUUCAAAUAGACCAGGGGCAUUCUUUAUUGAUGGCCCCGGUAGAACUGGUAAAAGCUUUUUAUAUCGUGCUUUAUUAGCUACUGUGAGGCACAAGGGAUUUAUAGCUUUAGCAACUACAAGUUCCGGUGUUGCAGCUUCACUACUUCCUGGAGGUCGAACUGCUCAUUCGCGCUUUAAAAUUCCUAUUGAUGUUAAUGAGAAUUUCAGCUGCAAUAUUAGUAAGCAAAGUUCAUUAGCAUCUUUAAUACGAGAUGCAAAACUAAUUGUAUGGGAUGAAAUUUCAAUGGCAAAAAUGGAAAUGGUAGAAGCAUUCGAUUUGCUUUUAAGAGAUCUCAUAGAAACUAAUAUAAUAUUUGGUGAAAAGGUAGUUGUCUUCAGUGGUGAUUUUAGACAAACUCUUCCCAUAGUUCGUAGUGGAAAAAAGGAAGAUUUUAUUCGUGAAAGUUUACUGUGCUCUGAAAUUUGGAAUCAACUUGAAAAAUUACAACUAUCAGAGAAUAUGCGUGCGAAAACGGAUUCUGCUUUUUGUGAAUAUUUAAUGAGAAUUGGUGAUGGAAAAGGAAGACAAAAUGCCUAUGAAAAAAUUCAAAUGCCUCAUUCUCUCAUUAUUCCUUUUACUUCUGAAAAAGAAUCAUUGAAUAUGCUCUUCCGAGUUACAUAUCCUGAUUUAUACAAAUGUCAUUCAAAUGUUUCUUUUAUUACUUCUCGUGCUAUUCUAACAACCAAAAAUGAUUUCGUUGAUGAAAUAAAUGACAUGCUUCUUGCUCAAUUUCCAACCACCGAAAAAGUUUACAUUGCUACUGAUGAGACAAUUGAUCCAAAAGAUCAGAGUGAGUAUGAAGAUUUUUUGCACACUUUAAGUCCUGCUGGCUUGCCUCCUUACAAAUUAUCUUUGAAAAAAAAAUUGGCCGAUUAUGUUAUUAAGAAAUAUGAAUCCCAGUGA